CAGUGUGAAAAGCAUCAGUUCGGUUCCAUCUCUCACAAAAUGAGAGUUACAACCUUUGUGAUCUUCUGCUGUGCUCUGCAGUAUGUUACUGCAGAUGCUAUCGACGAUGCAUUGCAAAAUGCAAUGAGGCAAGGAAGGCUUGAAAGGAAGAAAGUUAACGAAACUGAUGAAAUUGACGUUGAUCAAAAAGGAGAUUUAUACGAAAAAUCAACAACAACGAAAGAAUACGAAGCUUACGGUGAUUUCGACGAAGAUGUUACAGGCGAUGAUGUGAAGGUUAAAACAUUGGUUAUAAGAACUGAUGCAAAAGGACAUGAAUCGAUAUGGGAGAAAGAUGUGCUUAUAAAGAAAAAGGGUCACACAGGAAGCUCAGCAGAAAGUGUGAGCUUAAGCGAAGGCAGUUCUCAAAUACUAGGUCAAACAGUUGGAUUCUCACCAUAUGGCAACCAAGUCCCCAGAGUAAUUGUUAAUGACAACGGAUCAGGAUCAUCGUCGGCUGCCGCUGCAGCUUCGUCCGCAGCGUCAAGUGGAAAUGGCGGUCAAGGUGGUGUCUCUGGGCUAGGCGCAGGAGGAAUCAACGGACUAUAUGGCCUGAAUGGACUUCUCGGAUCACAAAGUCAAGGAGUCACUAUCGUAAACGAAAGAGGUUCAGGAUCUGGAUCAUCGUCUGCUGCCGCUGCAUCGUCUGCCGCAUCAAGCGGAAAUGGUGGGCUUGGUAGUGCCUAUGGGCUUGGCGCAGGAGGACUCAACGGACUGAAUGGCUUGAAUGGAAUUCUCGGAUCACAAGGUCAAGGUGUCACUAUCGUUAACGAACGAGGUUCAGGAUCAUCGUCUGCUGCUGCUGCAGCUUCGUCUGCCUCGUCAGGCGGAAAUGGUGGCUUGAAUGGACUUCUCGGAUCACAAGGCCAAGGAGUCACUAUCGUAAACGAAGAAGAUUCAGGAUCAUCAUCUGCUGCCGCUGCAUCGUCCGCUGCAUCAAGCGGCAAUGGUGGGCUAGGCAGUGCCUAUGGGCUUGGCGUAGGAGGGCUCAACCUACUGAAUGGAAUUCUCGGAUCGCAAGGUCAAGGCGUCACCAUCAUCAACGAAGAUGGUUCUAAUUCGGGUUCAAGUUCGAGUGCCAGUUCAGCUAGUGCAUCUUCUGCUUCUGGACAAAAUAGUGGUAUAUUAGGUCAAGGAUAUAAUGCAAACGCACUCGCCGCCGAGUUGGCCGCUGAAGAAGUAGGUCUAUUAGGCGGGUACUCACCAUACGGCAACCAAUCCCCCAGAGUAAUUGUUAAUGAUAACGGAUCAGGAUCAUCGUCUGCUGCCGCUGCAGCUUCGUCCGCAGCGUCAAGUGGAAAUGGCGGUCAAGGUGGUGUUUCUGGCCUUGGUGCAGGAGGAAUUAACGGACUUUAUGGCCUGAAUGGACUUCUCGGAUCACAAGGUCAAGGAGCUGCAGCAUCAGCCGCCGCUGCCGCUGCCGCUGGUCGUGGUUCUGGAGGAUAUGGAUUAAAUGGCAAUGUAGGACAAGGUGUCAUCAACAAUAAUGAAGGAAGUUCAGGUUCAGGAUCAUCGUCUGCUGCAGCUUCUUCUUCGGCCGCAUCAAGCGGAAAUGGUGGGCUAGGUAGUGCCUUUGGGCUUGGCGUUGGAGGUAUCAACGGACUAUAUGGCCUGAAUGGACUUCCCGGAGCACGAGGUCAAGGCGUCACCAUCAUCAACGAAGAUGGUUCUAAUUCGGGUUCAAGUUCGAGUGCCAGUUCAGCUAGUGCAUCUUCUGCUUCUGGACAAAAUAGUGGUAUAUUAGGUCAAGGAUAUAAUGCAAACGCACUCGCCGCCGAGUUGGCCGCUGAAGAAGUAGGUCUUUUAGGCGGGUACUCACCAUACGGCAACCAAUCCCCCAGAGUAAUUGUUAAUGAUAACGGAUCAUCGUCUGCUGCCGCUGCAUCGUCUGCCGCAUCAAGUGGAAAUGGUGGUCUAGGUAGUGCCUUUGGGCUUGGCGUUGGAGGUAUCAACGGACUAUAUGGCCUGAAUGGACUUCCCGGAGCACGAGGUCAAGGAGUCACUAUCGUAAACGAACGAGGUUCAGGUUCUGGAUCAUCGUCUGCUGCCGCUGCAUCGUCAGCUGCAUCAAGCGGAAAUGGUGGGCUAGGUAGUAACUAUGGGCUUGGCGCAGGAGGACUCAACGGACUGAAUGGCUUGAAUGGAAUUCUCGGAUCACAAGGUCAAGGAGUCACUAUCGUUAACGAACAAGGUUCAGGAUCAUCGUCUGCUGCUGCUGCAGCUUCGUCUGCCUCGUCAGGCGGAAAUGGUGGCUUGAAUGGACUUCUCGGAUCACAAGGCCAAGGAGUCACUAUCGUAAACGAAGAAGAUUCAGGAUCAUCAUCUGCUGCCGCUGCAUCGUCCGCUGCAUCAAGCGGCAAUGGUGGGCUAGGCAGUGCCUAUGGGCUUGGCGUAGGAGGGCUCAACCUACUGAAUGGAAUUCUCGGAUCGCAAGGUCAAGGCGUCACCAUCAUCAACGAAGAUGGUUCUAAUUCGGGUUCAAGUUCUAGUGCCAGUUCAGCUAGUGCAUCUUCUGCUUCUGGACAAAAUAGUGGUAUAUUAGGUCAAGGAUAUAAUGCAAACGCACUCGCCGCCGAGUUGGCCGCUGAAGAAGUAGGUCUAUUAGGCGGGUACUCACCAUACGGCAACCAAUCCCCCAGAGUAAUUGUUAAUGAUAACGGAUCAGGAUCAUCGUCUGCUGCCGCUGCAGCUUCGUCCGCAGCGUCAAGUGGAAAUGGCGGUCAAGGUGGUGUUUCUGGCCUUGGUGUAGGAGGAAUUAACGGACUUUAUGGCCUGAAUGGACUUCUCGGAUCACAAGGUCAAGGAGCUGCAGCAUCAGCCGCCGCUGCCGCUGCCGCUGGUCUUGGUUCUGGAGGAUAUGGAUUAAAUGGCAAUGUAGGACAAGGUGUCAUCAACAAUAAUGAAGGAAGUUCAGGUUCAGGAUCAUCGUCUGCUGCAGCUUCUUCUUCGGCCGCAUCAAGCGGAAAUGGUGGGCUAGGUAGUGCCUUUGGGCUUGGCGUUGGAGGUAUCAACGGACUAUAUGGCCUGAAUGGACUUCCCGGAGCACGAGGUCAAGGUGUCACUAUCGUUAACGAACGAGGUUCAGGAUCAUCGUCUGCUGCUGCUGCAGCUUCGUCUGCCUCGUCAGGCGGAAAUGGUGGCUUGAAUGGACUUCUCGGAUCACAAGGCCAAGGAGUCACUAUCGUAAACGAAGAAGAUUCAGGAUCAUCAUCUGCUGCCGCUGCAUCGUCCGCUGCAUCAAGCGGCAAUGGUGGGCUAGGCAGUGCCUAUGGGCUUGGCGUAGGAGGGCUCAACCUACUGAAUGGAAUUCUCGGAUCGCAAGGUCAAGGUGUCACUAUCGUUAACGAACGAGGUUCAGGAUCAUCGUCUGCUGCUGCUGCAGCUUCGUCUGCCUCGUCAGGCGGAAAUGGUGGCUUGAAUGGACUUCUCGGAUCACAAGGCCAAGGAGUCACUAUCGUAAACGAAGAAGAUUCAGGAUCAUCAUCUGCUGCCGCUGCAUCGUCCGCUGCAUCAAGCGGCAAUGGUGGGCUAGGCAGUGCCUAUGGGCUUGGCGUAGGAGGGCUCAACCUACUGAAUGGAAUUCUCGGAUCGCAAGGUCAAGGCGUCACCAUCAUCAACGAAGAUGGUUCUAAUUCGGGUUCAAGUUCUAGUGCCAGUUCAGCUAGUGCAUCUACUGCUUCUGGACAAAAUAGUGGUAUAUUAGGUCAAGGAUAUAAUGCAAACGCACUCGCCGCCGAGUUGGCCGCUGAAGAAGUAGGUCUUUUAGGCGGGUACUCACCAUACGGCAACCAAUCCCCCAGAGUAAUUGUUAAUGAUAACGGAUCAGGAUCAUCGUCUGCUGCCGCUGCAGCUUCGUCCGCAGCGUCAAGUGGAAAUGGCGGUCAAGGUGGUGUUUCUGGCCUUGGUGUAGGAGGAAUUAACGGACUUUAUGGCCUGAAUGGACUUCUCGGAUCACAAGGUCAAGGAGCUGCAGCAUCAGCCGCCGCUGCCGCUGCCGCUGGUCGUGGUUCUGGAGGAUAUGGAUUAAAUGGCAAUGUAGGACAAGGUGUCAUCAACAAUAAUGAAGGAAGUUCAGGUUCAGGAUCAUCGUCUGCUGCAGCUUCUUCUUCGGCCGCAUCAAGCGGAAAUGGUGGGCUAGGUAGUGCCUUUGGGCUUGGCGUUGGAGGUAUCAACGGACUAUAUGGCCUGAAUGGACUUCCCGGAGCACGAGGUCAAGGCGUCACCAUCAUCAACGAAGAUGGUUCUAAUUCGGGUUCAAGUUCGAGUGCCAGUUCAGCUAGUGCAUCUUCUGCUUCUGGACAAAAUAGUGGUAUAUUAGGUCAAGGAUAUAAUGCAAACGCACUCGCCGCCGAGUUGGCCGCUGAAGAAGUAGGUCUUUUAGGCGGGUACUCACCAUACGGCAACCAAUCCCCCAGAGUAAUUGUUAAUGAUAACGGAUCAGGAUCAUCGUCUGCUGCCGCUGCAGCUUCGUCCGCAGCGUCAAGUGGAAAUGGCGGUCAAGGUGGUGUUUCUGGCCUUGGUGUAGGAGGAAUUAACGGACUUUAUGGCCUGAAUGGACUUCUCGGAUCACAAGGUCAAGGAGCUGCAGCAUCAGCCGCCGCUGCCGCUGCCGCUGGUCGUGGUUCUGGAGGAUAUGGAUUAAAUGGCAAUGUAGGACAAGGUGUCAUCAACAAUAAUGAAGGAAGUUCAGGUUCAGGAUCAUCGUCUGCUGCAGCUUCUUCUUCGGCCGCAUCAAGCGGAAAUGGUGGGCUAGGUAGUGCCUUUGGGCUUGGCGUUGGAGGAAUCAACGGACUAUAUGGCCUGAAUGGACUUCCCGGAGCACGAGGUCAAGGAGUCACUAUCGUAAACGAACGAGGUUCAGGAUCUGGAUCAUCGUCUGCUGCCGCUGCAUCGUCAGCUGCAUCAAGCGGAAAUGGUGGGCUCAAUGGACUUCUUGGUUUGAAUGGACUUCUCGGAUCGCAAGGUCAAGGAGUCACUAUCGUAAACGAAAGAGGUACAGGAUCUGGAUCAUCGUCUGCUGCCGCUGCAUCGUCUGCCGCAUCAAGUGGAAAUGGUGGUCUAGGUAGUGCCUUUGGGCUUGGCGCAGGAGGAAUCAACGGACUAUAUGGCCUGAAUGGACUUCUCGGAUCACAAGGUCAAGGAGCUGCAGCAUCAGCCGCCGCUGCCGCUGCCGCUGGUCGUGGUUCUGGAGGAUAUGGAUUAAAUGGCAAUGUAGGACAAGGUGUCAUCAACAAUAAUGAAGGGAGUUCAGGUUCAGGAUCAUCGUCUGCUGCAGCUUCUUCUUCGGCCGCAUCAAGCGGAAAUGGUGGGCUAGGUAGUGCCUUUGGGCUUGGCGUUGGAGGAAUCAACGGACUAUAUGGCCUGAAUGGACUUCCCGGAGCACGAGGUCAAGGAGUCACUAUCGUAAACGAACGAGGUUCAGGAUCUGGAUCAUCGUCUGCUGCCGCUGCAUCGUCAGCUGCAUCAAGCGGAAAUGGUGGGCUAGGCAGUGCCUAUGGGCUUGGCGUAGGAGGGCUCAACCUACUGAAUGGAAUUCUCGGAUCGCAAGGUCAAGGCGUCACCAUCAUCAACGAAGAUGGUUCUAAUUCGGGUUCAAGUUCUAGUGCCAGUUCAGCUAGUGCAUCUUCUGCUUCUGGACAAAAUAGUGGUAUAUUAGGUCAAGGAUAUAAUGCAAACGCACUCGCCGCCGAGUUGGCCGCUGAAGAAGUAGGUCUAUUAGGCGGGUACUCACCAUACGGCAACCAAUCCCCCAGAGUAAUUGUUAAUGAUAACGGAUCAGGAUCAUCGUCUGCUGCCGCUGCAGCUUCGUCCGCAGCGUCAAGUGGAAAUGGCGGUCAAGGUGGUGUUUCUGGCCUUGGUGUAGGAGGAAUUAACGGAAUUAACGGACUUUAUGGCCUGAAUGGACUUCUCGGAUCACAAGGUCAAGGAGCUGCAGCAUCAGCCGCCGCUGCCGCUGCCGCUGGUCGUGGUUCUGGAGGAUAUGGAUUAAAUGGCAAUGUAGGACAAGGUGUCAUCAACAAUAAUGAAGGAAGUUCAGGUUCAGGAUCAUCGUCUGCUGCAGCUUCUUCUUCGGCCGCAUCAAGCGGAAAUGGUGGGCUAGGUAGUGCCUUUGGGCUUGGCGUUGGAGGAAUCAACGGACUAUAUGGCCUGAAUGGACUUCCCGGAGCACGAGGUCAAGGAGUCACUAUCGUAAACGAACGAGGUUCAGGAUCUGGAUCAUCGUCUGCUGCCGCUGCAUCGUCAGCUGCAUCAAGCGGAAAUGGUGGGCUCAAAGGACUUCUUGGUUUGAAUGGACUUCUCGGAUCGCAAGGUCAAGGAGUCACUAUUGUAAAUGAAAGAGGUUCAGGAUCUGGAUCAUCGUCUGCUGCCGCUGCAUCGUCCGCUGCAUCAAGCGGAAAUGGUGGGCUAGGUAGUAACUAUGGGCUUGGCGCAGGAGGACUCAACGGACUGAAUGGCUUGAAUGGAAUUCUCGGAUCACAAGGUCAAGGUGUCACUAUCGUUAACGAACGAGGUUCAGGAUCAUCGUCUGCUGCUGCUGCAGCUUCGUCUGCCUCGUCAGGCAGAAAUGGUGGCUUGAAUGGACUUCUCGGAUCACAAGGUCAAGGAGGUUCAGGAUCUGGAUCAUCGUCUGCUGCCGCUUCAUCGUCCGCCUCAUCAAGCGGAAAUGGUGGGCUCAAUAGACUUUUUGGUUUGAAUGGACUUCUAGGAUCGCAAGGUCAAGGUGUCACCAUCAUCAACGAAGAUGAUUCUAAUUCAGGCUCAAGUUCUAGUGCCGGUUCAGCCAGUGCAUCUUCUGCUUCUGCGCAAAAUAGUGGUAUAUUAGGACAAGCAUAUAAUGCAAACGCACUCGUCGCCGAGUUGGCCGCUGAAGAACUAGGUCUUUUAGGUGGGUACUCACCAUACGGCAAACAAGUCCCCACAGUUAUUGUUAAUGACAACGGAUCAGGUUCAUCGUCUGCUUCUUCGGCGGCAAGUUCAUCAUCAGCAGCAUCAUCAAGCACCGCUGUAUCGCUCGGACAAGGCAUAGGUCGUGGUCGUCGCCCAUGUCGUUUGCUUCGCCGCCAAUUUACAAUCAGAAUAGGCAGAAAAGGCGAAAUUUGCCAAGAAUGCUAAACUUUUAUAUGUUUUCUUAUGUAAACAAUUACCCUAUCUUGAAAUAAUGUUUUGAUAUUAAUAAAUUGCAUUCUCAAA
This is a messenger RNA of Leptidea sinapis, 7230 nucleotides long. It is a transcript of the gene FIBH, whose product is annotated as fibroin heavy chain-like. Bases 40 to 7152 code for a protein of 2370 amino acids. The transcript is spliced from 15 exons. The record is from RefSeq and is a predicted model, not a curated record. NCBI's taxonomy places the organism in Eukaryota, Metazoa, Arthropoda, Insecta, Lepidoptera, Pieridae.